This is a messenger RNA of Ipomoea triloba (trilobed morning glory), 923 nucleotides long. Its product is annotated as sucrose nonfermenting 4-like protein. The record is from RefSeq and is a predicted model, not a curated record. The coding region runs from base 406 to 729 and encodes 107 amino acids. Lineage: Eukaryota; Viridiplantae; Streptophyta; Magnoliopsida; Solanales; Convolvulaceae. Gene Ontology annotation, molecular function: protein kinase binding. Gene Ontology annotation, cellular component: nucleotide-activated protein kinase complex; nucleus; cytoplasm. Gene Ontology annotation, biological process: signal transduction. The transcript has 5 exons.
CUUCAUCUUCUCCUCUCUUCUCUUCAUCUUCUUUCUUCUUCUUCUCUCUGUCGCACAACCUCACCGUGGAACAGCUGCACCGCCUCACCGCCGCACCUCCUCAACCCGGCCGGCUCAGUUGCCGGUCGUGAGUCGCCUCCGUCUUCACCAGUCACCACCGUCCAGUCGCCUCCUUGCCUCAGGUUCUUAAAUCGUCGUUCUCAACUUCUCAACCCCUGUACUAUUGUUGGCUUGAUUUUUCAGACACUCGUGCCACUAAAGGACCCAUAGUUGCCGAUAAAAAUUGUAUGAUAAUUCACUACAUGGCUCCUAAUAUUUACUACUGUGGAGCAGGGACUGCUGCUGAUACUGAAGCUGUUACUGUUACCAAGGAUAUGUUUCAGUUGCUUUGGUUCUUGAAGAGAAAUGGUUCUCACAGUGUUUACAUGGCACUACGGAGGUCGUGAAGUGUCUGUGUAUGGGUGGGGUGAUGGAACUGUGAUGAAUUCGAUGAAUGGUUCGACCAUGGCUUUAAGUUCAGCUAUUGAUCUUCCCCCAGGUUAUCAUCAGUAUAAAUUCUUGGUUGAUGGCACAUGGCAAGUUGACGAGGAACAGCUUCGUGUUAUUGGUGAACAUGGUGUUAUCAACAACUUAAUUUUUGUUGAGGAACCAAGCGCUAAUGCUCAGAGAUUACCCCCUGAAGCUGUUCGGGGUACCUUGGACUUGGAUAGCAUAAGAGAUGCAGCUUGAGGUCACUGCAAAUACCACUAAAUUCUUUUUCCCGUCAUAUACUUUGUAGUAUUGUAGUCUCUCCUUCCUUGAAUCCUUUCCAUUAAAAAGAAAACCAUUGCUCAAUUUUUUAGAUCUCAUACUUUGUAUUAUUGUUUUAUAGAAUAUGAUUGUUUACUUUUUGCAAGCAUCUGAAUUUCUUAUUGAUUCUUUUA